Molecule: messenger RNA, 568 nt
Organism: Scheffersomyces coipomensis
Lineage: Eukaryota; Fungi; Ascomycota; Pichiomycetes; Serinales; Debaryomycetaceae
Exons: 1
Coding region: 142-429 (95 amino acids)
Source: RefSeq, a predicted model, not a curated record
AGAUCAUUCAAAAUUUUGAGUGGUGGUGACAAAGGUCGUGUGAAUUGGUCACAUUUUAUUUACUGCUUAAUUGACAAAAAGUUAUAAUGAAUGCACUCUAUUUGAUUGAUAUUGAUUCAUUAAUCAAUACCAACUUGUAUAAUGAGCAGUGAAGACAUUACAGAACAAGCUCAUGUGGAAUCAAAUCCAUCGUCUGUUGACACCAAUGUAUCCCAUCACAGCAUCAACACCGACAAUAACAAUAAUAAACAUUUAGGUAAUCAAGAAAUGAUUGAUGAAAUAAUGGAAUUAAAAUCAAAUAUAGCAAAUAUUAUAAAUACUAUAAGAGAUUCUAAAACUGUAUGUCUGAAAUAUGAAAAUGAAAUUCAAUACCUUCAAGAAUAUAUUGGUACUUUGAUGCAAAGUGAAGAUUUGAAGAAUAAGAAUUAAUUGAUCAUGUUAUUAUACUAUGAUUUGAUUUGAUUUGAACAAAUCUUGAUCAUCUUAUAUGGAUUGAUUCAAUUGAUCCAUCUAGAUCAUGUUAUGAUCAAUUAAUGAUAUCAUCACUCAAUAUGAUUAGUGAUUAGUG